This is a messenger RNA of Anopheles coustani, 2483 nucleotides long. Its product is annotated as lamin Dm0. Bases 360 to 2054 code for a protein of 564 amino acids. The transcript is spliced from 6 exons. Lineage: Eukaryota; Metazoa; Arthropoda; Insecta; Diptera; Culicidae. The record is from RefSeq and is a predicted model, not a curated record.
UCACUAAGCGUGGGUCGGCGUUCAGGACGCGCUUAAACGUGGUGCAUUUUAUUCGUGCUGUUUCGGUCGAAUUUGUGUUAAAAUCCCAAUUGUGUUCUGUUUGCAACGAGUGUUCAAUGUUGAAGAGUCUGUGACUACGCACGGUAGCGUAGAUAUUGCACUAUUUGCAGCCAGUGUUUCAGUUGCUUGUGCGAACCAGUGCGCGCGUGUGUGCGUGUGUGUGUGUGCACGCGAGACAAACCAAAGCCGGAGUUUCGGGGGCAUUUUGAGGAAAGAAGACGACCAAGUGACAGUACGACGGGCUAAGAAAGUGAAAAACAUAAAUUACUAGACAGUGUAGCGCAGAAAAAGUGGUUAAAAUGUCUCAGAAAACGAAGCGUUCCGCCGCAUCGACGCCGGUCCCGAUGCAGUCGAGUACUCCGGUGCAGGGCGGUAGUGUGGCGGGUGCGACGCACCACCACACCGGGCGCCCCACCAGCCCGCUCAGCCCGACACGCCUGUCCCGGAUACAGGAGAAAGUGGACCUACAGAAUCUCAAUGAUCGCCUGGCGUGCUACAUCGACCGCGUGCGGUUCCUCGAGCAGGAGAACUCGCGUCUCACGAUGGAGGUCCGCACGUCCCAGGAGACGGUCACACGCGAGGUGUCCAACAUCAAGUCCAUGUACGAGCAUGAGCUGUCCGAUGCGCGCAAACUGCUCGAUGAAACGGCCCGCGAAAAGGCCAAGCUGGAGAUCGAUGCCAAGCGCAUCUGGGAGGAAAACGAUGACCUCAAAAAACGUUUGGAGCGCAAGACGAAGGAAGCCGCCGACGCCGAGCGUAAUGCACGCGCGCAAGAAUCCCGCGCAAACGAGGUGUCCGGAAAGUAUACCACACUGCUAUCCGAGCACAAGAAGGCCAAGGAAGAGCAGAAGGAGCUGGAGAAGGAGGUGGCCCGUCUGAAGAAGCAACUGGAUGUGGUGCGCAAGAACCUCGAGGAGGAGACGCUGGCCCGCGUCGACCUGGAGAACACGGUCCAGAGUUUGCGCGAGGAGCUGACCUUCAAGGAUCAGGUACAUCAGCAGGAGCUGACCGAAACGAAGACCCGCCGCCAGGUGGAGAUCAGCGAGAUCGAUGGCAUGCUGUCCGAGCAGUACGAGGCGAAGCUGCAGCAGACGCUGCAGGAUCUGCGCGACCAAUACGACAUGCAGCUGCGUGUCAAUCGUGAGGAAAUCUCGGAUCUUUACGAGACUCGCCUGCGCGAUCUGGAGCUGCAGAUGAACGAGGAGCGUGUGCGCCACGCCGCCGAGAAGUCCAAGCUUAUGGACGAGGUCGAACGUUUGCGCAAGGAAAUUUCCCACCAGCUGCAGGAGUACCAGGAUCUGAUGGACAUCAAGAUUUCGCUCGACAUGGAAAUCGCCGCCUACGACAAACUGCUGUCCUCGGAGGAGGUCCGCCUGAACAUCACGCCCGGAAGCCAGACAACGAUCUUCUCUACCUCAUCCUCGAGCAGUAUGGCCCGCAGCAGUGGCCCCGUUCGCCGUACGCCCAGCCGUGCCGCCGCGGCCAAGCGUAAGCGCACCGUGCUGGAGGAAUCGGACGAACGCAGCGUGUCGGAUUUUUCCGUAACGUCUUCGGCUAAGGGGGACAUCGAGAUCGUUGAGGUUGAUCCGGAGGGAAAAUACGUUAAGCUUCACAACAAAUCUUCCAAGGAAGUACAAAUCGGUGGCUGGACGCUGAUCCGUAAAGUCGGUGCCAACGAGACGGCAUUCAAAUUCCACCGUUCACUGAAGCUGGAUGGGGGCGCAUUUGUGACCGUUUGGUCGUCAGACCUUGGCAAGGACCACGAGCCACCGAGUACGAUCGUUAUGAAGGGACAGAAAUGGUUUGCCGGUGACAACAUGUCCACCCAGCUUUUGAACAGCGAUGGAGAGGAGGUUGCUGCUUCGGAGCGAGUAAAGCGAGUAAUUUCCACCGCCGCAUCACGCCACCGUGAAUACUUGGGCAGCUAUGGCGGUGAAGAGCUGUACCAUCAGCAGGGCGAGCCCAAAGGAGACGAAAAGUGUCGGAUUAUGUAGAGAGCAAACAACAAGCAAGCAAGCAACUAGCCAGAAACAGCAAAACGAUGCAUAGGCAUAAUUUUACCUAUAUAGACAUUAUAUAUGUGUUCGUCUCCUUUGACGUAUAUUGUAAGCUAAUAAUUUAACAAUAUGCCCGAGGACUCGUUGGCGGGCUUUAUGAACCGCUAGGCAACAACCCCACGCAACAAUCAACGCCACAGACGACGGUGGUGGUGGAAGGAUUUACAAUUUGCCGGUCAUCUUCUCUUUUUCACAUUUUUUUUCGUUUCGUUUCGAACGCCAAUUCGAAACCGCACGUUUUAACGGUACUAUAAAACUUAGUACCGGGGUACGUGACAACUAAAUAUCAACUACUUAAAAACCGAACCCUUAAAACCAACCGAUACUGAUGGGGCAAGGUGUAAUUCAAACCAUCACAAGUACAAG